AUGGCUUUCAAGACUCUCUCCAACAUCGUCCUCCUCGCGGCCUCUCUUCGAGUUGCCAGUGCUGCGCUCACCAAGCGUGUCACUUGCUCAACCGGUCAAGUCACCGCAAACGCUGCCUGCUGCGCCCUCUUCCCCGUUGUCGACGACCUCAUCGAAAACCUUUUCGACGGCGGAGAGUGUGGCGAGGAGACACACGAGUCUUUGCGGUUGACCUUCCACGAUGCUAUCGGUCUUUCCCCCACUCUUGGCGGUGGAGGCGCUGAUGGCUCUAUCUUCACGUUCGCGGACACUGAGGUCAACUUCCCGGCCAACGCUGGUAUCGACGACAUCGUUGACGCCCAGACGCCGUUCAUUGAGAAGUGGAACGCAACCCUUACCCCCGGUGACUUCAUCCAGCUGGCCGGUGCUGUUGCUGUCAGCAACUGCCCUGGUGCCCCCCGUCUCCAGUUCUUGAUGGGUCGUCCUGUCGCCAAGGCUCCCUCGCCGAUUGGUCUUGUCCCCGAGCCGCAAGACUCGCUCGACAAGAUUCUCCAGCGCUUCAAGGAGGUCAACUUCUCCCCCGCCGAGGUGGUGGCAUUGCUUGCCUCCCACACUAUUGCGGCUGCUGACUUGGUUGACCCCUCGAUUCCGGGAACCCCGUUCUCCUCCACUCCUUCGAUCUUCGACACCCAGUUCUUCAUUGAGACCCAGCUCCGUGGCGUACUGUUCCCUGGUACUGGUGGACACCAGGGUGAAGUCGAGUCGCCCCUCAAGGGAGAGAUCCGCCUCAACUCUGACUCCGAGCUCGCACGAGACUCCCGCACGGCCUGCACCUUCCAAUCCUUUGCCACUAACCAGAACGCCAUGGCCAACGCGUUCAAGGCAGCAAUGGCGAAGCUGGCCGUCAUCGGACAGAACACCGCGAAGAUGAUCGACUGCUCCGACGUCAUCCCCGUCCCCAAGCCCGUCGUCGGCAAGCCCCAUCUGCCCGCCGGCAAGACCAUGAACGAUGUCGAGCAGGCGUGUGGCACUGCCCCAUUCCCGGCGCUCACUGCCGACCCCGGCCCAGCCACCUCCGUCGCUCCUGUCCCACCCUCGUAA
Mycena indigotica is the source of this 1080-nucleotide messenger RNA. RefSeq names its product Peroxidase. The transcript is spliced from 11 exons. Gene Ontology annotation, molecular function: heme binding; peroxidase activity. Gene Ontology annotation, biological process: cellular response to oxidative stress; hydrogen peroxide catabolic process; response to reactive oxygen species. The coding region runs from base 1 to 1080 and encodes 359 amino acids. Lineage: Eukaryota; Fungi; Basidiomycota; Agaricomycetes; Agaricales; Mycenaceae. The record is from RefSeq and is a predicted model, not a curated record.